This is a messenger RNA of Trifolium pratense (red clover), 1148 nucleotides long. Its product is annotated as tRNA 2'-phosphotransferase 1. The record is from RefSeq and is a predicted model, not a curated record. Gene Ontology annotation, biological process: tRNA splicing, via endonucleolytic cleavage and ligation. The transcript is spliced from 8 exons. NCBI's taxonomy places the organism in Eukaryota, Viridiplantae, Streptophyta, Magnoliopsida, Fabales, Fabaceae. Bases 124 to 1014 code for a protein of 296 amino acids. Gene Ontology annotation, molecular function: tRNA 2'-phosphotransferase activity.
UCCGUAUCAUGCCACGUGUGAUGUGUUCUUUCCUGCGACGUCGUUUCGACGUUUGCAGCGAGUUAUUUUCUCUUCUCUCUCGUUCUAUUUCUUCUUCUUCUACGCUUAAUCUGAAUUUUUCUGAUGUUGUUUUCUUCAGUGACCAACACUACCAUCAUUGUUCUACGUCACUGCACUCUCCUUCCUCCACGUGUCUCUCUUCUCUUUCCAUCUCUCAGAUUCUUUGCUUCAAUUCCACCAUCAAUGGACAACAAUAGUAACACCUCGUACGCUCGCACCACUCCAAGUUCUGGCAAUGGCAGAGGAAGAGCUUUUGAUACAAGAAAUGAUAGAGAAAGAACUAGAGGGCGUGGUGGUGGUGGUGGGAGUGGGCCGAGUGGCUCGGGAAAGGAUAAAAUUGAUUCUCUUGGUAGGCUCUUGACGCGAAUUUUACGUCAUAUGGCAUCUGAAUUGAAAUUAAAUAUGAGAAGUGAUGGUUUUGUGAAAGUUAAUGAUUUGCUAAAGCUGAAUUUGAAGACAUUUGCUAAUAUUCCUCUACGAUCCCACACUAUUGAUGACAUUAGGGAGGCUGUUCGAAAAGAUAAUAAGCAACGUUUCAGCCUCAUAGAAGAGAAUGGGGAGCUACUAAUACGUGCAAACCAAGGCCACACAACAACGGCUGUUGAAACUGAAAGCUUAUUGAAACCAAUUCUUUCUGCUGAAGAAUUUCCAGUUUGUGUGCAUGGAACGUAUAGGCGGAACUUAGACUCAAUUCUAACGUCUGGUCUGAAACGCAUGAAGAGAUUGCAUGUUCAUUUCUCCUGUGGUUUACCAACAGAUGGAGAAGUAAUAAGUGGUAUGAGGCGAGACGUCAAUGUUCUGAUCUUUCUCGAUGUUAGAAAAGCAUUGGAGGGUAUGAAGCUAUACAUUUCUGACAACAAGGUGAUCUUGACGGAAGGUUUUGAUGGCGUUGUUCCUUCCAAGUAUUUUCAGAAGAUAGAAUCAUGGCCUGGAAGACAGCCUAUUCCUUUUUAAAAUCUAUGGCAUUUUUUGGUUUUAUUUAUGUAAGGAUCGGAUCAUAAGUGGAGAAUUACUAAAUGAUUGUGUAUAUCUAUAAUCUUUUGCAAAAUUAUCAAACUUCAAUUCAAGUUAUUAUUUGAUUACACUGA